This is a messenger RNA of Xyrauchen texanus (razorback sucker), 4347 nucleotides long. RefSeq names its product CCAAT/enhancer binding protein (C/EBP) 1 (gene cebp1). NCBI's taxonomy places the organism in Eukaryota, Metazoa, Chordata, Actinopteri, Cypriniformes, Catostomidae. The transcript is spliced from 3 exons. Gene Ontology annotation, molecular function: RNA polymerase II cis-regulatory region sequence-specific DNA binding; DNA-binding transcription factor activity, RNA polymerase II-specific. Gene Ontology annotation, biological process: myeloid cell differentiation; DNA-templated transcription; regulation of transcription by RNA polymerase II. Bases 2748 to 3362 code for a protein of 204 amino acids. The record is from RefSeq and is a predicted model, not a curated record.
AACAAAAAAGGUCAAAUUUAAGAGAGGGAAAAAGGCCAACGUGGAGCGGCAGUGGGAGAGCGAAAGUAAGAAAAAAACACUUACUUGCCGGAUCUCUGAUACACCGUAGCUUGGUCCUCGGCCACUCCUCAACCCUCUAACGGACGACAGCCGCACCUCCCCGGGCGGAUCGGAGGCAGUCCUUCAGCUCCUGGCGUACGGAACGCCUGCUGCAUUCUCGGGGAACAGUAGGGGUCUCCCUCGCCCCUGGCAGCAGUUCUCCCACUCCAAGCGGUUGGCAGUGAGCCCCUCCCUGCUCGCGGUAGGCGUGCUCAUUACCAGCGGCUGGUAGGGGCCUCCUCCACCCCUGGCAGUGGCCCUGAUCGCUCCAGGCAGACGGUUAGGAGCCUCUUCUCCCCUCGCGGUCGGAUGUCCCACCGCUUCCAUGCUCCGUUGGGGUGGAUUGUAGUGGCGAGAACUCUACUACGGCGUUAUCCCUCCUCCUUCCUGGGAUUCAGCACCAGUGUAAAGCGGGUUAAGGGAAAGGAGGUGUCGAGAACCGGCUUGACAAUAUAAAUCGAUCUCUCGCUCCCUCGCACCGUCCGCAGUCGGCCUUUAUUCCUCUCUGAGGCUUGAUUAGCCUGAUAAGGGACUGCGUGUGUAGAAUCACGACCCGACCCCGCAGUUGCUAACACUGUUGUACAUUACAGAGAAAUACUAAACCAUAGUAAUGAGCCUUUAAAAUACACAUUUUACAAGUGCACGCACGAAGCGAGUCGCAGCGACACCGGCAAAAGCGGUAAUGAUCCUGAAUGUGUCGGGAAAACCAGCAAGAGACUGUCUGAACAUUUAGUUCAUUUAGAUGAUGAUCUCGGGAUCAAUGAUGGUCAGAGUGAUCGCCAAUAGCUGAUGCCUUUGAUGAUGUCAAGAUGAUAUGUGGCUGUUUUCCCAUUAAAGUAUUAAAUCAUUAUUAUUAUUAUUAGACUAUUAUUAUUAGUCUAAUGACGGAGUGGUGAUGGCGUAGUGGGCUAAAGCACAUAACUGUUAAUCAGAAGGUUGCUGGUUUGAUCCCCACAGCCACCACCAUUGUGUCCUUGAGUAAGACACUUAACUCCAGGUUGCUCCGGGGGGAUUGUCCCUGUAAUAAGUGCACUGUAUAAUACAUUGGUACUCAGAAGGUUGCUGGUUUGAUCCCCACAGUCACCACCAUUGUGUCCUUGAGUAAGGCACUUAACUCCAGGUUGCUCCGGGGGGAUUGUCCCUGUAAUAAGGGCUCUGUAAGUCGCUUUGGAUAAAAGCAUCUGCCAAAUGCAUACAUGUAAAUGUAAAUUAUUAUCAACAUAAUAUUACAAAUCAUUUGCAAUGUGGAACACGUGCAUGUAAAAGGUCUUCACUCUUUCUUUGUUUCUGUCUUCUUCUUUUUGUUGUUGUUGCUGUAAAUGACCUCAGACGUCUCAGUUCAGGAGGUGUUUUGAGUUCAGUUCACUUUAUUUCCACAGAACAGUUCAUUGUGAACGCAACUCUGCAGCCUAUGUUUGAUUAAGGGUGUGUUCACACUUGUAGUUCUUGGUCCUCUUGGUCCCGACCAAAAAUGAAAAUGAUACAGUCCUGGUUCAUGUAGCGUUCACACGUCAUUUUUAACACCGAACCUGACGAUACAAAACCAAAGGCAUCAGGGAAAAGUCACGACCUGAUUGGACAGCUUUUAUGACGUAUAUUUUUGACGGAAAUUACCGAACAUAAUAAACAAUAAAAUGUGUAAAGGAGUCACAACAGUGGCAGGAAUUCCUCCGUUGCACACACAGAUGAAGAUACGCUGUGAGGACGUCUGAUGGGCGGUUCCGACGCCUGUCCCGAACUGUAAUGGGCAACAUCGCUCCUAUGAUGAGAAGAACCAGGUGUGCUUGAGGUCAGUAUUAGGCAAAUUACUUCCUGUUUUUGGUCCAUUUAGACGUCUUUGGUCCAUGUUGCGUUCAUAUGUUAAUCGAAUCGCACCAGAGUACGUUUGAAGUGGACUGAGACCCACUAUUCAUGCGGUCUCGCUCCGCUUGUUUAGUGCGCAGCACGGUUCAGAUGAAGCGUUCACACUUGUUCAAAUGACCCACCAGAGUUCGUUUUAAUGGAAACAAACCUGCCAAGUGUGAACACACCCUAAAACAUAAAAUACAAAAACAUGUUCACCUCCAACCGUGAUUAUUAUCAUCAUUAUAUUGAUUAUUUCUAUGUCCAAGUAAUUUUCCGCCUGCAUUUUCAAUGCAAAAUCACUAAAGCAGGAAUAUUCACCGAUCAUUGGACAAAAUCUAAUAAUGAUCAACUAUGAAAAAACAACAAAUAGUUAUACUUACACAUACUAUUAUGAAUAUUCAAGUAAAUAUGCUCAUGUUUUAAGUUUGGCUUAAAUAUCAUUUCAUCAUUGUCUAUAUUUGCAUGUUUUACACACAAAGGAAUGUUUUAGAAAGAAUGAAAUAACUCUAAAUAAAAAAUAAGUCCUUCCAAAAAACAGAAAUGUUUGUUUUGUGACCGUGAAGUUGUGCUACGAAGAGUGCAGAAUUGAAUGUAAAACGUGUUUCCACAAUAAUACUUGAACAACAAAGGGAAAAUGAGAAAAAAAGAAGUCAAUAUAUGAUGCAAGAUUAAAAUAAUUAGAGGGGGAAGGAGGGGAGAGAGAGGUUGUGACAGAGGAAAUGAUGGUGUCAUGACUGCUGAACUACCUGUGUAACGGACAGAGACAGUUUGUGCAUGAGACGAGAGGAGAGCGUUCAACAGAGAUGACUGAGCAGCGUUUACAAACUAUGUCCAACAGUCCACCUUCCUCCAUCUGUAUGUUUACCCCCCAAAAUGCGUCCUCCAUCUCUUCGGUCGUCACCUCCGACUCCAGCGGUCUGGGACUCAGUCAGAUGUCUCAGAUGGACGGGGGUCUGUAUGGCCAGUCGACGGGCCUUCAAGGGUUUCCCAAGACACAAGACAACCGAAGCAUGGAGCAAAUGAUGGGAUUGACCUACCCGCCCUAUUCGACCUGUCUGACCUCCACAAACACAGACAGAGCAUCGCAACAGAAUCAACAGGAUUUUUCACAGUUUCUUCUCCCCCCUCCGGUGUCCACCCUCCGGCUGCCCGGUCAGAAAAGGGGCCUGAGCAAAGACAGCAUCGAAUACCGCCUGCGCAGAGAGCGCAACAACAUCGCCGUGCGGAAGAGUCGCGACAAAGCCCGCCGUCGUGUGCAGCUCACCCAGCAGAGGGUGCUGCAGCUCCAGGACGAGAAUCACCGACUGCAGCUGCACAUACAGCGUCUGUCACAGGAGGUGGACGCGCUCAGACACUAUCUAUCACAGCGCCACCUACAGGUCAAAGAGCAGGACAUGGCCGGAGAAGACAACUGCUGAAUGCCUUUGGAAACUGGAGGUUUUUUAGAUCAUGAUAAAAUGAUGCUUCCAUCAAUUGUGUGAUUUUUGUCUAAGUUGAUAUGAUUUGGUACAUGUAAUUUCCCAUUGUUGGCACAGUUGAGUCAUUUGACAAAUCUCAGCUAGUUGCACAAAUCUACAAAAGCAGGGAAUCCUUUAUUUUGGAUUUGUUUGUCACAGUUAACAUUGAGUUAUAUAUUACAGCCAAUAUGGAAGCCAUUGUAGUUUUGGAGAUAAAAUGUGAGUUUUAUAUUAAAUAAAUCUUUAAACCUUGUAAAUAACGUAAGCCUUUUCCUGGUGCUUUUUAAAUACGGGGGCAUGCUAAUAAGGGGCUAGUUGUCACACCUUUUAUACGUAUAGCCUACUAGUAUUAUAGCAUAAAUAUUAUAUAUAAUAUAAUCAAUAUUUCCUAUUUUUUAUGUUCAUGCAUUCAAACAUAAGCUAUUAAACUGUAUUGACAAAACAUGCCGGAUACAUGAAGAAAAAAACUUGUUUCUGGUUUUAAGCACAAAUUUUGUUCGAUUUAGCUGAAAUUAAUAUUUUAUGUCAUUCUGGCUUCUGAAGUCAUUUUUGUCUCGUUUUAUGGAUGUUUGGAUAUUUUAACCUAGAAUAUAAGACAAUAUUUUGCAGUGUACUUUUUAUUUUGCUGUUACUGUCCACAAAAACAUGCAUGUAAUCACACUAUAUGGGGCAAGUUGUCACAAUUAUAAACUUCUCUUUAUUGGCACUGAUUGUUGAAAAAAAGCUUUCAAAUAUUAAAUACUAACUAUAGAAUAAAUAAAUAAAAUAAAUACAUAAAUGUGACAAGUUACCCUGUCUGGAGGACGAAACCUGCAAAAACAAUCAAUAAAUAAAUCUGCAUAUUCAUGCAUUAAUUAAUAUAUCAAUAAUUAAAUGUGUGAGGAGAUUUACAAAUAAAGAAAUUAAUGCACAAUCAAUGCAAAAGUGAUACAAUAUGAAAUAUAAA